Messenger RNA from Cyprinodon variegatus (sheepshead minnow), 2549 nucleotides. It is a transcript of the gene wdr21, whose product is annotated as DDB1 and CUL4 associated factor 4. Bases 259 to 1809 code for a protein of 516 amino acids. Gene Ontology annotation, molecular function: protein binding. Gene Ontology annotation, cellular component: Cul4-RING E3 ubiquitin ligase complex. Lineage: Eukaryota; Metazoa; Chordata; Actinopteri; Cyprinodontiformes; Cyprinodontidae. The record is from RefSeq and is a predicted model, not a curated record. The transcript is spliced from 13 exons.
ACAUUAAACGCCUCAUCACUAUUUGCCUCCGAGUUCAAUCGAAUUAACUUAAUGUAAACUUAGCACACUAACACAAACAGGCUUGUUUUUCUUAAACUGUAUUAGAAUAUAUUUUAAGGCUUUAUGUUAAACAUCUUGGGGCCUUAAAACUCAAAUUAAACGACUCUCCUGAGAACUGAAGCUAACUUUGCUAAGCUAACAGGUAAACACACUGUUCGUCACCCAGAAGUGAAACAUGGUCAACGUGGAAUGAUCUGAAUGGAGUCGAAUAAAAAGAAGAAAUGGAAAUGGCGACAGGAUCGUGGUUACAGACGGUACAGAGCGAACCGAAGCAGAUCAUCAAGCAACGAGCAGUGGCAUGGCUAUAAUGAUGCUGGGCCUUCUCACAGAUUAUCUCAGAUGGAAAACGAUAACCAACCUGCCUCAGCUUCAUCAUCCCCAGCCUCUUCUUCCUCUUCCAAAUCUAACAGUGGAGUACCAGAGCUACCUGGUUUCUACUUUGACCCUGUCAAGAACCGCUACUUUCGGCUGCUUCCUGGACACAACAACUGCAACCCGCUGACCAGAGAACAGCUGCAAGAAAAGGAAAGGGAGAAACAGAGGCAAAAGAGACUGGCAGAAGAUGAAAACCCAAGAAAAAAAACCCCAAGAACUGGGCUGAACAUCUCCUUGUUGCUGCAGAAAAGGCAUCUUGGACUUUUACCUGUGAACUCCUAUUGCAGGCGUGUCCAUGAGGUGAAGGUUUGUGGAAUGAGACGCCACAAACUGGAGAUCCAGAGCACAGACAACAGCGACCCAAACACUGACAACUUCAGGAUCAUAGUGGGUGAUUCUGUGUCUGAACGAGUGUUCACCGUCAAUGACGUCUCACACGGCGGCUGCAAAUACGGCAUCAUGAAUUUUAGCAGCGGCAGCCGGGGCUCUCUGUCCGUGGAAAUGUGCGAUAACCUCUACUUCACCAAUCGAAAGGUGAAUUCCAUCUGUUGGGCUUCUGUGAACUACCCUGACUCUCAUGUUCUCUUGUGUCUGGUGGGAGCGGCCGACACGCCGGGCUGUGUUAGUUUACUUCCUGCUUCACUCUUCAGCAACUCUAAUCAAGAUCAGCCAGGGAUGUUGUGUAGCUUCAAGAUAUCUACAGCCUGGUCCUGCGCUUGGUGCCUUAACCCACAGUUUGAUAAGACCUUCAGCACUGGUCUGUCUCGACGGGUCAUUCUCAAGGAUGCAGAGACGGGACGAACACAGACGUACGGUGUGGGCACUGAUGUCUUAGCGCAGCAUUUUGCUCACAGGGUUCCAGUCCUGUUCAAUGGUUGCAGAUCUGGGGAGAUUUUCAGCAUAGACCUCCGGCAGCGUGGCCGCAGGGAUCACAGCUGGAAGGCCAAACGCUUCCACCAUGAAUCGGCCAUCACCUCUGUACGCGUCCUGCAGGAUGAGAACUACCUCAUGGCUGCAGACAUGUUGGGUCAGAUUAAGAUGUGGGAUGUACGGGUUACCAAGCCAGUGCUGGAGUACAAAGGGCAUUACAACGAGCACGCCUACCUCCCAAUUCAUGUCAAUGAACAUGAAGGCCUUCUGUUAGCAGUGGGCCAAGACUGUUAUACCAGGUUGUGGAGUCUGAAGGAUGGUCACCUGUUGAGGACCAUCCCAUCCCCUCAUCCAGCGGCAAACGACAUGAUCCCGAGCGUCGUCUUCUCCUCUAAUUUGGGCGGCAGCAGAGGACUCCCUGGUCUGCUCAUGGCGGUUAAACAUGACCUGUACUACUUCCCAUACAACACUGAUUACCAGGAUGAAGGGCAGCCGUCACUUUAAAUCAGAUGAAAAUCUUUCCGCCCGACUGAAAACUGAAUGUAGUUCUGGGACGAAACUACAACGACCGCAGCCGUCCUGUUUCUGGAGCAGAGCUUGGUUUAGGUGGAUUAUAUGCAAAACUCUCAAACGGACACUAAAGAGAACUGGUGCAGCCUACCUUCGACUGGAGCACCCAACAGGCAGUGUAAAGUCAGAACUUCCAAAAAUGAGAAUUCUUUUUUCUGACAGGUUCUCUUUAAAACAGAGGAUUUUCCCCUUAACCUUUCUACAAACAUCUCACAUCUUUAUUUGGAGUUUUAGGAGAUUAACCAACACAGAGUGGGGUAUGAAUGAAGUGGAAGGAUGCCUGGUUAUAAUUUUUAUUAAAUCAAAUAUAAACCUGAAAGGUGGGCUGCAUGUCUUUUGCACAAUAGCUCAAGUUCAUUAUUAGUUGGAAGGAGACAAUCUGUGAGCAUCAGUGUCUGAAUUCUGGAUUUAGACUUUGACUGCCAUUUUUUAGAUCUAAACCGCUUGUACCAUUUUCAGGUUUGUUGUCCUGUUAAUUCAACCUUUUACAGCCUCUAACAUUUUUUGUACUAGUUGGUUUCUCAACACAUAGUACUUUGGACAUAGAAGAAAAAAAAUAGUUUUGUCUAAUCUGACCAUAGCUACUUUUAUAGGGAUUAUUUUUAACAGCAAACCAAUUUUGAAGUAAUUCCUACAAAAAGGCUAUAUUUAUUGAGUAGACAAUGAAAUAGGUU